AUGGCGAGGUGGUUGAUAAAGGUCUUUCGAUAUAUCGUUUUACUGAGUGUACUUUGCACACUGGUACAGUACUACCUAGCAAGAAAGGCUUAUAUAUUUUCACCGCGCCACAUCAAAAGUGUCGGCGAGAAGCUUGCGGGGCAGCCACCUUCGAAUUGUUUAGAAGGUAUCUAUUCGGAGUUGAAGCGCAGCUAUCCAAGUCAUCUUAUUCCUGUGUCGUCUAAGGGCUUUGUAGACUACUUAAGUAGUCUUACGCCCGAAGAAGUGACCUACAAAAGAUCCGUUCAUCGACCAACAUGGUUCGCAUUCAACGUUGGCGGCCUCAGCGGCAAAAUUCACUUGUUGCACGUUUCAACGACGGAAUAUAUCGCUAUAUUAGGAACGCCUUUUAGGUCUUCGGGCGCUUCAGGCAUCCACUGGAUGAAUCAAAGUUGUACUGUUCUCAGUGGCAGCAUGCAGCGUUUGACGGAUAGUUCAGGUUUGCGGAAAGAAGAAUUUCUGCCUGGUUCUCACGCCCGUUUCGCUUCUCUGGAAAACGCCCUCGUAGAAUUGACCGACGAUACGUGGCUUCUGUGUUAUGGUCGAGGUAAGCGUAAGUGUGAAAAGUCAUCACUGCGGACGGAUCAAUAAAA
Soboliphyme baturini is the source of this 632-nucleotide messenger RNA. Lineage: Eukaryota; Metazoa; Nematoda; Enoplea; Dioctophymatida; Soboliphymatidae. The record is from the annotation of a GenBank genome assembly.